ACACGAAGGUUAACCGUUUUAGCGUCUUGGAGUCUGCUUCGAGCCACAGCCUGAAAAGCAUCCAUCUUUAUAACUCCCCCCCUCCCUCUCUCUCUGCUCUGUUUAUGAGUUACAGAGAGCGAAAAUGGAGGUGAAACUGGUGCCUUGUUUGGUAGUCUCUAUUUUGAUCCUAUGCAAUGUGACCCAUGUGAGAUCAGAUGCAUCUAAUCAUCGUUACAAAGUAGGUGAUGGUGUCCCUCUUUAUGUUAACAAAGUUGGACCUUUUCACAAUCCCAGUGAAACAUACCGUUACUUCGAUCUUCCUUUCUGUUCAUCAGGUCCUACAAAGGACAAGAAGGAAGCCCUUGGUGAACUGUUGAACGGGGAUCGUUUAGUGACUGCCCCAUACAAACUUGACUUUUUAAAUGACAAAGACUCUGAAAUUGCUUGCAAAAACAAGCUGACAAAGGAGCAAGUUGCUCAGUUCCGAGAAGCAGUUUCCAAAGACUACUACUUCCAAAUGUACUACGAUGACUUGCCCAUUUGGGGUUUCAUAGGGAAAGUUGAAAAGGAAGGCAAGAAUGACCCUAGCGAAUACAAAUAUUACCUCUUUAAGCAUCUUCACUUCACCAUCUUUUACAACAAGGAUCGUGUCAUUGAGAUAACUGCACUAUCUGAUCAGAAAAAUGUUGUAGAGCUGACUGAAAAUAAGGAAGUUAAUGUGGAGUUCAUGUAUUCAGUUAAAUGGAAGGAAACAGAAAUUCCGUUUGAGAAAAGGAUGGAGAAAUAUUCACAAUCUUCUUCUCUGCCUCAUCACUUGGAAAUUCAUUGGUUCUCAAUUAUUAACUCAUGUGUGACUGUUCUCCUCUUGACUGGUUUUCUUGCAACAAUUCUCAUGCGAGUCCUGAAGAAUGAUUUUGUCAAGUAUGCUCAUGAUGAGGAAUCGGCUGAAGACCAAGAAGAGACCGGGUGGAAGUACAUCCAUGGCGAUGUAUUUAGAUAUCCAAAGUAUAAGUCUGUACUUGCAGCAGCAGUUGGCUCUGGCACCCCGCUGUUUACUCUCACGAUUUUCAUUUUCUUACUCGCUCUAGUUGGCGUAUUUUAUCCUUAUAAUCGCGGAGCUCUUUUCACCGCCCUGGUUGUCAUAUAUGCCCUCACAGCUGGAAUCGCAGGCUACACUGCAUCCUCUUUCUUUUGCCAACUGGAAGGAACAAACUGGGUCAGGAACUUGUUGUUAACUGGAGGUCUGUUUUGCGGACCUCUGCUCAUUACAUUCAGCUUUCUUAAUACUGUUGCAAUCACAUAUAGUGCCACUGCAGCAUUGCCUUUUGGAACCAUAGUGGUGAUAUUUCUUAUUUGGGCUUUGGUAACAACACCAUUGCUGGUACUUGGUGGGAUUGCUGGGAAGAAUAGCAAGGCUGAGUUUCAGGCUCCUUGCCGCACCACUAAAUAUCCCAGAGAGAUUCCUUUGUUGCCUUGGUACCGGAAAACACUUCCUCAGAUGGCCAUGGCUGGGUUCUUACCUUUCAGUGCAAUCUAUAUCGAACUUUACUACAUAUUUGCCAGUGUUUGGGGUCACAGGAUCUACACCAUAUACAGCAUCUUGUUCAUUGUCUUCAUCAUUCUUUUGAUUGUCACUGCUUUUAUAACAGUGGCAUUGACAUAUUUCCAACUUGCUGCUGAAGACCAUGAGUGGUGGUGGAGGUCUUUCCUCUGUGGUGGAUCAACUGGAUUGUUCAUUUAUGGCUAUUGCUUGUAUUACUACUUUGCAAGAUCGGAUAUGUCCGGCUUCAGGCAAACCUCAUUUUUCUUUGGCUACAUGGCCUGCGUUUGUUAUGGUUUCUUCCUCAUGCUUGGCUCCAUUGGUUUCCGUGCUUCCUUAUUUUUUGUCCGCCACAUUUACCGUUCAAUCAAGUGUGAAUAGCAAGUCAUGUGGUCUUCAUCAUGUUCAAUGAGAGGAGAUGCAGCAGGUGGCUUGGAAUACAUGCUCUGGGAUUCCAAGGGCUUUAUGCCCCACUGCCUUGGAGAAUGAUUGCACAUUACAUGUAGGACUUUUUGUUAUAUUAUCUUUUAUAGUAGAAUAUGUAGGACUCUAUAUCAUGCAGUGCUUGAAUGUGAGCACAAGCCGUCUGUUUUGAGUGUCUUGUAAGGUUAACCGUUAUUUAACGGAACCAUUUUUCAGUGUUGUAUUGCUGUUAAGUGCGUGUGUUCCAAAUGAUUCAAGAUAAUGAUAGCUACACAACACCUGUUUUUUUA
Messenger RNA from Populus euphratica (Euphrates poplar), 2235 nucleotides. RefSeq names its product transmembrane 9 superfamily member 4-like. Gene Ontology annotation, biological process: protein localization to membrane. Lineage: Eukaryota; Viridiplantae; Streptophyta; Magnoliopsida; Malpighiales; Salicaceae. The transcript has 8 exons. Gene Ontology annotation, cellular component: membrane. Bases 125 to 1903 code for a protein of 592 amino acids. The record is from RefSeq and is a predicted model, not a curated record.